This is a messenger RNA of Cyclopterus lumpus (lumpfish), 1770 nucleotides long. Its product is annotated as ras-related protein Rab-9A-like. Gene Ontology annotation, biological process: retrograde transport, endosome to Golgi; Rab protein signal transduction. Gene Ontology annotation, cellular component: late endosome; lysosome; phagocytic vesicle. NCBI's taxonomy places the organism in Eukaryota, Metazoa, Chordata, Actinopteri, Perciformes, Cyclopteridae. The transcript is spliced from 2 exons. The record is from RefSeq and is a predicted model, not a curated record. Gene Ontology annotation, molecular function: GTPase activity; GTP binding. The coding region runs from base 400 to 1002 and encodes 200 amino acids.
GUGACGCAGCCGGGUCAUGUGAGCCUCAUCAGCGGGGGCCAGAGAGCAGCGGAGGGCACCGGAGCGCCAUGACACCGGCUGACAGAAAGCACGCUGCCGGGGUGGAGCUGGGGGAUAUAAACGCCGGAUCCGGGGCUGUGAGCCGCCACGCCGACAGCUACAGUUACCGAGAAGAAAACACGUUAAUUUAAGCGUCUGAAAUGGUGAUUUAUUAACGUUUUUGUAUCGGUCAGUAAAGUCGCGAGCGUGCAACGGCUAGCGCUUCCAUUAUCGGACAGUGCAGUUUAUGGCGGAGCGUGCAUUAUCUCCAUAAUGUUCUCGACAUAUUGACAACUGAACACAAGUGGAACUACUUUCUCUGCUUUUGCCCCUCCCUGAAGCCGACCGACCGGCGCCGUGAUGUCCAAGUCGACCCUCCUGAAGGUGAUCCUCCUGGGCGACGGCGGCGUCGGCAAGUCGUCGCUCAUGAACCGCUACGUCACCAACAAGUUCGACUCGCACCUCUUCCACACCAUCGGCGUGGAGUUCCUCAACAGGGAGCUGGAGGUGGACGGCCGCCGCGUCACCCUGCAGAUCUGGGACACGGCGGGCCAGGAGCGCUUCCGCAGCCUCCGCACGCCUUUCUACCGCGGCUCCGACUGCUGCCUGCUCACCUUCAGCGUGGACGACGGCCAGAGCUUCAGCAACCUGGCCAACUGGAAGAAGGAGUUCGCCUAUUACGCCGACGUGAAGGACCCGGACAACUUCCCCUUCGUGGUGCUGGGCAACAAGCUGGACGUGCCAGAGCGCCAGGUUUCGGGGGAGGACGCUCGGCAGUGGUGCCGCGAGAACGGCGGCCACCCGUACUUUGAGACGAGCGCCAAGGACGCCACCAACGUGGCGUCGGCCUUCGAGGAGGCGGUGCGUCGCAUUCUGGCGUCGGACGACAGAGCGGACCACCUCAUUCACUCCGACACGGUGGACCUGCAGAGGAAGAGUCACCCCGACUCCACCUGCUGCUGAGCACCGGGGCUCAAUGUGACUCCCGGCGGGUGCUCGUGCCGCGCUUCUGCAAUUGUGGUUUGUGACUCUGCAGAAAGAGGAACUGGCGAAGCCCCUCGGGUAAACUCGUGGACGGGGAUCGGACUAUUUUCUUUCUUUUUUCGCACCAAAAGUGACUAACGUUUGUGCCCCACUCUGAUGGUCCUUUUUUUUUUUAAGGAAUAGUCAAUGGAAUGAUAUUUCUGACACUUUUUAUAGAUUAAUUUGGGGUCCAGUGAUGACCUUGGUUGUACUGGAGGCCUGAAGGUUGAAGACCUGUAGUGGUUGUUUGGGGUUUCUGUGAUGAGCAGUUCUCAAGACUCAACCAGCCAAAGCCCCAAAAAAAAAAGAAGAGUUUGACGUCACUGAUGAAGCUGUUUUAGCCCACAAAAGGAGAAGUAGGAAGAUUAUUUUCUGCCUCCCUAGAAGCAGAAAUGACCACGUUUACAGAUAAAAUAUUGUGAUUUUUGAUACAGAUUAUAAGCCUCAACCAAACUACCAUGAGAAAACAACAUCUGAGUGGUUUGAAGCGCUAUAACGCAGCAUUAUGAAGGUGCCCUAAAAUGUGUGUGCUUAAUCAAAUUACAGAUAAGAAAGUAGAUUCAUGAGAUCGACUGCUUUAGAUGGAUUAUACAGACGCAGUCACACGCCUUGAUUUAUAGUUUUUUGAAUCCUUUUUUUCUGUUCUGUUGGGAUGAUUUUUUAAGGCAAAUAACGCCCUGCAAAUAAAAAAGGCAUCGAACAAUGAAA